Messenger RNA from Neocloeon triangulifer, 3594 nucleotides. Its product is annotated as TBC1 domain family member 30. The record is from RefSeq and is a predicted model, not a curated record. The transcript has 9 exons. Lineage: Eukaryota; Metazoa; Arthropoda; Insecta; Ephemeroptera; Baetidae. Gene Ontology annotation, cellular component: endoplasmic reticulum. Bases 348 to 3335 code for a protein of 995 amino acids.
GACGUUGCACACCACAAGCUACAUUCGAUCCAAAUGUGCCUUGAUCUGAAUAAUUCUGGAACAAAAUUUUAAACAUAAUUUUUCAACUCGCCGAGCAAACUUGCUUUUUUAAUGGCGAGUUUUUCAUCACCUUGAACUUGAAGUGCGGUGGCGUGUUUUGUUUUUAACACGCAUUGCACAGCAGACGUGUUCAUCAGGCAGUUAUAUAUCAGUGUAGAGCAGGAAGUGGUGUGUGCCUUGAUAACAAACGUACUUGCACUCAUACCACGCUCUCAGUCGCGUGGAAUUUUCUCGGAGGUGCGUUUAUUUGAAAUGUUUUGUCGAGACGUGGUGCAAAAGUGAGAGUAAUGCGGCGAGAAGAAAAUUUGAGUGGCAAAAACAGCCGUGUCCGCAGACAUACCAUAGCAACAGCGAUGCGAAUCGAGACGAAUCGCUCGUUGCUGGAAGAGUUGCUGCACGAGAUUUACCGCGACGGGCCGGCCAUCAGCUCACCCUCUGAAGGCAGCAUCGAGCCCUGCUUCUGGGACACGUUGGCGCCGUCGGCCGGCGCCGACGGAAUCGCCACCCUGCGCUCCAGCGCCGACGCCCUGAAGGCGCAGGUCAAGUCCCUCGGCGCCCACCUCGGCCGACAGCUUCGGCUGCGCGACGCCCUGCGCAGGAAGUGCGACCUGCGCUGCGAAGUGGUCACUGCCCUCCUCAGGGCCAACUCGGCUUCCACAGGUGAGGAUGCGCGCGUCCGAUUCAGCGUGGUGCCGCCGCCGUCGGACAGCGGCUUCGUCCAGUGGCGCGACGCGAUGAAAAUGGUGGCCAAAAUGCCCGGAGGCAUUCCUCCUGAGUUCCGUCGCAGACUUUGGCUGACGUUGGCGGAGCGGCACUUAACGGCCAGGUGCGUCGACUGGUCGCAAACAGAGCGCGUCAUUUUCAGUGACACCAGCAACCCUGACGAUGAAGAACUCGGCGUCCAAAUCGUCAAGGAUCUGCACAGGACGGGGUGCAGUUUGUUCUGCGGCGCGACGGGCGAACACAACCAGGCGCUGCUCAAAAGGGUGCUGCUCGCCUACGCCAGGUGGAACAAAAACGUCGGCUACUGUCAGGGCUUCAACAUGCUCGCCGCUCUCAUUCUUCAAGUUAUGGAUAAGUCUGAAGUGGAUUCUGUCAAGGUGAUGAUUCUGCUGAUCGAGGGUGUCCUUCCGGACGGCUACUUCGCGAGCAACAUGUGCGGCCUUUCGGUGGACAUGGCGGUGUUCCGCGAACUUCUGCGGCUGCGGCUGCCGCGACUCUCGAAGCACCUGGAGGCGCUGCAGGCGGAGGCGUCGGGCGCCGGCUACGAGCCGCCCCUGACCAACGUCUUCACCAUGCAGUGGUUCCUCACCCUCUUUGCCAACUGCCUUCCACACAACACGGUGCUCCGCCUCUGGGACCUCGUCCUGCUUGAGGGCAACGAAAUCCUGCUCAGGGCGGCCCUCGCCAUUUGGUCCUCAUUGCAAGAGCGGAUUCUGGCGGUGGAAAGUGCCGACGAGUUUUACAGUAUCAUGGGUGUGCUGACGCGCGAAAUGCUCGAGUUCGGUCUUUCGGACGCGAACCAACUGAUCAUGGCCGUGAUCGCCGUCAAGCCGGUGACCGAACUGUCCGACCUGCGCGACAGGUUCACGUACAACAUCACACCCUGGGGCGGCGCCGUGGGGGCGGCGCGCCGGGGGCUGCGGCUGCUGCAGCUCGACGACGACACCGACGACGACCUGGACGAGGACAAGAUGGCCGUGGCCGCCUUUGGCCUGGGCUCGGUGUUCGGGGGGCGCAGGCCGUCCGUCGACCGCGAGCGACUCAACCUGGACAUCAGCGCCCUGAAGGAGCAGUACUCACGGCUCAGGGUGCGCCAGAGACAGGCGCACAUCAUCAUCUCAGCGGCCUGUUCGCGAGCGCCGGGUCCAUCCGGGCGACCUGUGACGGCCCCCGUUGUCAUGAACCAUUUGCUUCUAGGCCGUUCCGCCCUGCGCGAGGGCCCCCGUCGCCCCUCGGCCCCUGCCCUGACCCAACUGCACACCCCGCAGAAGAAGUCGUUGCAGCCGCCGCGGCGAACCAAGACGCCCCUGGCCGCAGGGUCCACCAUCAGGUGGCACGAGCUGCAGGGUCGCAGGAGUCCGUCGCCUCCAGAGGGCGGCAGGUCGUCGUCAUCCACCUCCACCGCGUCCAGCAGCACCGAGCUGUGCGACUCGGACAGCGACAACGAGGACGUCUCACCGCUCCCCUCCCUCUCCCUCCCGCCCCCCGAAGAGGAGAAGGAAGAGGAAGGACAGAAGGAGGAGGAGGAGAGGCGACCCAACACCCUGGAGGUCGCAGCGCCCAUCUCGUCGCUGCUCUCGCCGAUGGACUCGCCUUUCGAAAUGAUGCCCUUGUCGCCCGUCCCGCCAGAACUGCCGCCCGUGACACUGGACAAGUCACCGCCUUCGCAAAACGCAAGUCUUUCACAAGAAUUCGACUUUCUGUCCGACAAACUGCUUUCGUGUUCCUUGGACGCGUCGUCGCCCAACCCGCCGCCCUCCGACUCGUCCAGUUCCGACUACUCCUUCCCCAUCGAGUGCACGCAGAAAAUCACCAUCCCCCAACUGACGCCGCGCACCACCCCUUCGCCCCAGUUUCAAGCAAUAGUAGACUUCUCUUUCCCCGAACCGAGCGUAGCAAUAGAAGAACCAGUCGAUUCCGACAAACUCUCAAGCUUUACUCCUCCGAAAGAAGAAACUGAGAUUAUCAAGACUCCAGUGAAAAUCAAACUGAUGAACUUCAAAUUCCCCUCGCUCUCUCCGGACGAGGAGGACGAACCACCUGAAAUUGAGCAAUUAGCAAGUGCGACCAAAAUUUCACCGACUGAUCUGUGUGGACAAAGUGUGGAGGGGGCGGGAGUGAGUUUGUGUCUGCCUUUGAUGGACAGUCCGAUUGCUUCUUCGUUCACUUCUCCGGACUCCUCCUCGAACAUGCCCGACUUGGUGGCCGACCUGUCGCCCAUCAGGUUGGAGCCGGUCAGUCCUCCGAAGGCCGUGUCUCCGCUGUCGCCCAUGCUGGAGGGGUCGCGGAAACGGUGGACCGUGGCCAUGUGCGAGUCCGCCUCCUCCUCGGUGGAGGAGGAGGUGGAGGGGGAGGCGGCCGAGCGGCGGGCGCGCGCCUUCCAGGUCAUUCGAGAGAACUCGGAGAUUCUGCAGCGCAUCGUGCAGCAGCCGCCAACGAGGGCGGCCGGGUGGGGCCGCGCGGCCAGCGAGGACCGGCCGUACAGCCCCUUCCCCAAGGCCCGGCAGCCCAACCGCGAGGCGGGCGUCCGGCUCGGCCUCUACAAGAAGUGACGCUCCCCAAAAUCAGCCUUGCCGCUGCCUGCGGCCCCACUGUUGAUCGUUUGCCAACCCUAAAGGCGGUGGCCAAUUAUUUGAAAUUGUAUGCAAAGCAGGUUAAUGAGGAUAAUUAUUAAAGUUGUGAAUUCUUACGCCCAGUGUUUCUGUUUGAAAAAAUACUUUAUAGAUACGUUGCAUUAAAUUUACACUCUAACUUGAAGUUUGAAAUUUACAAUAGAACUUAAAGAAUAAAAUAAUAUUCACAUAGUUCUUA